Molecule: messenger RNA, 1985 nt
Organism: Lotus japonicus
Lineage: Eukaryota; Viridiplantae; Streptophyta; Magnoliopsida; Fabales; Fabaceae
Product: F-box/kelch-repeat protein At3g23880-like
Exons: 2
Coding region: 195-1613 (472 amino acids)
Molecular function (GO): protein binding
Source: RefSeq, a predicted model, not a curated record
GCUUACCGCUACUAACUUGAUUUCCAUUCCAUUUCAAUGUGAAGUAAAGGAAACAAAACCCUUCUCAUCUCUUUCUCUUCUCCUCUGGUACUGAACGAAGGGACAUGGAGAACGAGAAGGAGAAGAACCUCAGUUAACCUCUUCCCUCUCUAUCAUCUACUACUGAGCAAAGCGACAUUGGGAAGGAGAAGGAGAUGAACCCCUCUCAGCCUCACGAGUCUCUAUCUGCUGCUGAAUCAAGCAACGUGGAGAACAAGAAGGAGAAGAAGAACCUCACUCUACCUACCGAGUUGAUCGAUGAAAUUCUGCUUCGGUUACCGGUGAGAUCUCUACUGCGCUUUAGAAGGGUUUGUAAGUCAUGGUUCUCUCUCAUUUCCGAUCCCCAGUUUGCAAAAUCCCAUUUCGACUUAAAUGCUGCACCCACUGAUCGUCUUCUUCUUGGAUUUCUUGAUAAGGAUAGAGAGAGAGUUGAAUCCUUUGAUCUAGCUUCAUCACUUCACGACCGUUCCACUCUCAAAGCCCUCUAUGUCCCACCUCCAUCGGAUUUCUCGAUUCCUUGUAGACACAACCCUUUGUUUUUCUUCGGUUCUUGCAGGGGUUUUCUGCUUUUAGCCUAUGAGAGUACUGGUGAUAUCAUUGUGUGGAAUCCAACAACCGGUUUCCAUAAAGAAAUUCCAGACCGUGGGUUAAUGUUUAUCUAUCUAUGUGGUUUUGGGUAUGACAGCUCGUCCGAUGACUACUUUGUUGUUAUUAUAACACCGUUUAGAACAUACUUUCCUGAAACUGAAAUGCAUUGUUUUUCUUUGAAAACUGGUUCAUGGUGUGACAUUAGGUAUGUUAAUGUUCAUUAUAUGGAGUAUGGACAUGAUUCUAGACGUGGGGUGUUUAUGAAUGGCUCUCUUCAUUGGCUGGUCAUUUAUAAGGAUACAAAGCUUCCUGUAGUUAUUGCCUUUGAUCUGGGGGAAAAGAGUUUAUCGGAGAUUCAUUUGUCAUCUGAAUUAGCAGCGGAGUUGACACGGAAAGUGUAUUAUUUGAGGGUACUGGGAGGAUGUCUCAGUCUGUGUUACGCAGGUGCCAGUGGUGAGACGGCUGAGAUAUGGGUCAUGAAAGAAUAUAAAGUGCAAUCUUCUUGGACCAAGGCUUUUGUUAUCACUAAUUCUUGUGACGUUCCUUGCAAACACUUUUAUCCAAUAUGCUUCAAUGAAGGUAGUGGAGUUGUUGGAACAAAUGGCAGAGGAAGAUUGAUGAAAUUUAAUGCCAAGGGAAAACUGCUUGAGCAUCUCAAAUAUGGUCGGAAGUACAAACAGACUCAAAUGUAUUUUGAAAUGUAUAGAGAGAUGCUGUUUUUCCCUGGUGAGGAUCGAUUCCAUUGUGUAACUGAAGAUGAGGGGAGUGAAGAUGCGGAAGAGGAAACAAUUGAAGAUGAGAAAGCAACUGGAGGUGAGGAAGCGAGAGCAACUGAAGAUGAGUAUGCAACUGAAGAUGAGUAUUACUCUGAAGAGGAGUAUUCAACUGGAGAUGAGUAUGCAACUGAAGAUGAGGAAGAGGAAGCAACUGAAGAUGAUGAUGGAAUUGAAGAAGACGAAACAACUGACGACGAGGAAGAGAACUAAAGAUAACCUACAGUAACUGUCCAAGAAACAAAAAAAACUAGUAUGCAGUUAACACUUAGGUGCCUUUACAAUUCCUGACUUUUAUUAUUUAAUGUGCUGUUCGAUGUUUUCACUUGAAGUUGUGGAGACAUUGCGGUCUUAACCAUAAGGGAGCUUGAAGAUGGGAUUGAGUGAAAGGGUUGAAACUAAUCAAGUUGUGAUAUGAAUUGAUCUUGCGUGUAAUGGAUUUAACCACAUUGUCACAUUGGUCUAGUAUUUGAUUUGAGAAGUUUUUUAUAAUAGUUUCAUGAUAUCCCUAAAGAUGCUUUGUAGUUUGUAUGCCUUUAUGGCAAGUACAGUGCAAUGGAUGAAAAAAAUUAGAAUUUCAACUUA